Merops nubicus (carmine bee-eater) is the source of this 462-nucleotide messenger RNA. RefSeq names its product glutamyl-tRNA(Gln) amidotransferase, subunit C (gene GATC). The record is from RefSeq and is a predicted model, not a curated record. The transcript is spliced from 3 exons. Gene Ontology annotation, cellular component: mitochondrion; glutamyl-tRNA(Gln) amidotransferase complex. NCBI's taxonomy places the organism in Eukaryota, Metazoa, Chordata, Aves, Coraciiformes, Meropidae. The coding region runs from base 1 to 462 and encodes 153 amino acids. Gene Ontology annotation, molecular function: glutaminyl-tRNA synthase (glutamine-hydrolyzing) activity. Gene Ontology annotation, biological process: regulation of translational fidelity; mitochondrial translation; glutaminyl-tRNAGln biosynthesis via transamidation.
AUGCAGUUUGAUUACGGUCGAUUUUCUGGAAACCAACGCGUGCCAGAGGUGUGCGCGCGGGGGUUGCCGCGCAGCGAGGGCUCGGCCAAAGGCAGCACCGUGUUACCCGCGCUCACCUCGGCCUUCUCUGUGCAGCAGAGGGUGUCGGUGGAGUUGCUGGACCGCCUGGAACACCUGGCCUUGGUGGAUUUCCGGGAUGCGGAGGGCGUAGAGCGGCUGCAGCAAGCCAUCCAGUUUGCUGAUCAGCUUCAGGAAGUGAACACCGAUGGUGUAGAACCGAUGGAUUCAGUCCUGGAGGACAGGUGUCUGUACCUCAGAGAAGAUGAUGUUACAGAAGGCAACUGCACAAAAGAGCUGCUGAAAAAUGCCAGAGAGAAAGUAGAGGAAUAUUUUGUGGCCCCACCAGGUAACAUCCCUUUACCAAAGUUAGAAGAACGAGAGACUUUUCUGCACGGCUUUUAG